AUGAGUAAAGCACCUGCUAUCAUUCCUGCAGCUGUAAAGCAAACAGCUAGUUUAAUCUUUUUGCAUGGUCUCGGCGAUGUUGGGACAAGUUGGCUCGAAGCGUUUAACAUGUAUCGAAUCCCAAAAGCUGCUCCACAUGUUAAAUUUAUAUUUCCUCACGCUCCAAUUCAAAGAGUUACAUUAAAUAUGGGUAUGCCAAUGCCGUCAUGGUUCGAUAUCACUGGUCUCGAUCAAAAUGCGAAGGAAGAUCAAGAAGGCAUUGAAAAAUCAUCGAAACUCUUAAAAGAUCUCAUUGAAGAAGAAAUCAAAAAUGGUAUUCCACCAGAACGUGUCAUUGUUGGCGGUUUCUCCAUGGGUGGCGCUGUCGCUCUUCAUGCAGCAUUAACAUCUCCUCAUACACUUGGUGGUGUUUUGGCUCUAUCCACAUGGCUUCCAUUGUCAACGACAUUUCCUCAAGCACUAAUUUCCGGUGAUAAAAAGGUAAACCUACCCAUUCUUCAAUGUCAUGGUGACAGUGAUCCAAUGGUUCAAUUACGAUGGGCACGUAUGACUGCCGAUGGUGUGAAAGCCAUGGGCUUUAAACAAUAUUCUUUUCAAGAAUAUAAAAAUAUGGGUCACUCAUCAUGCGAUCAGGAAAUGACUGAUGUCACGUCAUUUAUUACGAAAUAUUUACCGAAAACCGACUGA
Molecule: messenger RNA, 687 nt
Organism: Adineta ricciae
Lineage: Eukaryota; Metazoa; Rotifera; Eurotatoria; Adinetida; Adinetidae
Source: the annotation of a GenBank genome assembly